CAUUCAGAUUGCUGUUCACGGUUAGUUUAUCUUUGUGCUUUCGUUGGAAAAUAUCGGCAUGCCUUCAUUUUUAGUGCCUCUUAGAAGUGUCAUCCACGUGUUGUUAAUUCUUCUGUAUAUUAAGAAAAUAUACAGCUUCCCAAUUAAUAACGGAUUCAGUGUGAAGUUCAAUCCAAUUUUGCCGAAAGAACAAGUAAGAACUCAGUUCACGGGUGCUAUUUUCGCAAAGAUUCCUCAAGAAUUGAAAUUUGGAGCUACACAUGAACUGCUUUCUAAGGCAGUCUUCCCACAAGGUGCCCACUUAGGAUUAGGAACCUCUAACCAGAUUGCAAAAAUUAUAUUUCAAUCGCCGUCACCAGCGAAUGACUCUAAAGUGAAAGAGGAUAAAAAUUUUAUUAAUAUACCAAUCGUUGCGCAGCCUUUCGAAAACUAUAAAAUCGUGGUUGCUACUGCUCCUAAAAACAUUAGGAUUGGUAAAGGAGAAGACGCAAAACCUGUGGUCAUUUACAUCGUUUUCCCCGAGGAUGAUGGUGAUCCUAAGUCUUUUAAUAUUCCUUCUAUAUAUUUCAUUACUAAAGCAGACGGACCCUUUCCUUUUCAUAAGAAGAAAGAAGAUACAAUAUUACUAGUUGAUAGCAACCGAACUGUAACUGGACUAAAGAGCAAAGCGAUGGCGAAAUUUGUCAAGUUCAAAAACAAAAUAACCAAUCAGUUCGAUAUCAAUUAAGCAACCACUCUGUUCCUACUUCUGUAAGCAACUUUUGUGAUAGUAAUAUUUAACUUUUUAAUUUUUAAUAUUGUUAACAUCAAUAAUAGCAAUGUUUCAGAAACUAAAAGGACAGUUAGGUUGGAAUAAUCUAAUAGACUGAAAAGCGAUCAAGAAAAUAUUUGAAAUUGAUAAGUCGCUACCAUUUCAGUACCGAAACGCGUAAAUUGCAUAGUGUAAUAAAUAAGUAUAUCCACAAAUUAAUAACUUUAAAUUAAAUUAUUCUUAUUUCAUUCUUACUAUUUGUAAUACGAGUAAAAGUCAGGCAAGAUUAAUUAUAUAAUAUGGCUAAAUUA
This is a messenger RNA of Maniola jurtina (meadow brown), 1062 nucleotides long. RefSeq lists its product as uncharacterized. The transcript has 2 exons. The coding region runs from base 59 to 727 and encodes 222 amino acids. NCBI's taxonomy places the organism in Eukaryota, Metazoa, Arthropoda, Insecta, Lepidoptera, Nymphalidae. The record is from RefSeq and is a predicted model, not a curated record.